This is a messenger RNA of Trichoderma atroviride IMI 206040, 3263 nucleotides long. RefSeq lists its product as uncharacterized. Gene Ontology annotation, biological process: mitotic G2 DNA damage checkpoint signaling; DNA replication initiation; mitotic DNA replication checkpoint signaling. The record is from RefSeq and is a predicted model, not a curated record. Lineage: Eukaryota; Fungi; Ascomycota; Sordariomycetes; Hypocreales; Hypocreaceae.
AUGGCCUCUCCUCAUUCCUCAGAGGAUGAAAACUACGGAGUAGACCCCUCCGUGCCGUUCAAGGGCGUCAUUGUCUGCUGCACCGACAUCCCGACUGAUCAACGGACAGACAUUGCUCAAAAGGUUGCCGAGCUCGGUGGCGUCCACAAAUACGAUCUCACACCAGACGUUACGCAUCUCGUCGUCGGUGGCUACGACACCCCCAAGUAUCGCCAUGUUGCGCGCGAGCGAGUCGACAUCAAGGCCAUGGACGCCGGCUGGAUCAUUGCCGUCAGCGAGUUGUGGAAAAAGGACGAGGAGAUUGACCUUGCCGCGCUGGAAAAGCGCUACCAAUUGAAGCCACUGGAGACGAGCGGCGCCGAGCCCUGGUCGGAGGAAGAAGAAUCGCCAGCCGCCAGAGGGUCUCUGCUGGUAUGCCUGACGGGCUUUGGCGAGCAGAGAGACAAGAUUGCAGAGACGGUCAAGCAGAACGGGGGCCGUUUCACCGGAGACCUGACCAGGAGAUGCACUCACCUAAUUGUCAACAAGCCCGAGGGCAAGAAAUUUACAGCGGCCAAGUCCUGGGGCGUCCAUACGGUCACCUUGGAGUGGCUCAACCAGAGCGUCGAGCGCGGCAUGAUUCUAGAAGAAGCCAAGUUUGAUCCGCUGCUGCCUGUAGAAGAGCAAGGCUCCGGCGCUUGGGUAAAGACAGACCCAAGAAGGACGUCCCUGGGGAAGAGGGCAAGGUCAGCAAUCUUGAACGGCGGGCCUGACGAGGGUGCAAGGAAGCUGCGCAAGACUGCCAGCAUGAAGCUGAGCUCGCAGAGAAACGACCUCUGGGGCGACAUUCUGGGUAGAUCUGCAUCGAGAGAGUACUCAUUCGCUCACGAGAACCCGCUCAAGGAGGAGGCACAGGCACAGGCACAGGCACAGGCACGACCUGCGCCAACGCCAACCUCUGAAGUUCCCACGCAGCCAAGCUACUCUCUCCAGGAGGACCAAGGCGUCUUUGCCAACUGCACCUUUUUCAUCCAUGGAUUCCCGCCGCAAAGAGCAUCUAUACUGGAACAGACAAUUACCACGCUCGGCGGCAACGUUGCGGCGUCGCUACAGUCUCCUGCCAUGCUGUCUGAGCCCACAGACCCCGAACAUUACCGAUUCCUCAUUGUCCCCCAAACCUCACAGCCCGAUACCCAUCCCACCGUACCAGACGAACACAUCCACGUCAUUACCGAGUUUUACAUUGAAAACUGCCUGCAUAACAGGCGAUUCUUUAGCCCCAACGAGCAGGUGCUCGGACGACCAUUCCCCCUUUUCCCCAUCCCUGGCUUUUCAAGUAUGGUGGUAUGUAGCGCUGCAUUCACCGGAAUAGAGCUCAACCAAGUCGCAAGAAGCGUGACCCAGCUAGGAGGCAAGUAUGAAGAGGAGUUUCGACGGUCUACAAACGUGCUGGUCUGCAAGUCCCUCAUGUCAAUGCGCAGAGAGAAGCUGAAAUGCGCGCUGGACUGGGGUGUGCCCGUUGUCUCGGCAGACUGGCUUUGGGAAUGCAUAUCCAGCGCCGGUCUAGUCCCCAUUGAAGACUUUAUAUACCCCGAGAUUAAGAAGCGUCGCGCAAAACGACGAGAUCCUUUUGUCAACGAAGAAGACGAGCCGGUCCCAGCAAAAGAGGCCCCUCAACCGCGAAAAGAAAAGGCUACACCUACAGACUCAGAAGCAAAGCCCACAGCUCGGCCUCCCAAGCCUACCAUCGGCGCUGGCGUCGACACUACGGCUUUUGACAAGGAUGCUCCUGAGAAAAGCCGCGUCAGGCAGCAUACACUCGAGUCGAUUACAUCCGCAGACUUUAUGACGGCACCCACUCAUCUUGUUGAAAGCGUGCAAGCAGCGGAUACUCCUCCUCCUCUAUCCGAGCUAUCUGACGCCGCGCUCAACGUGUCACCAAAGCUGCCAGCUGCCAAAGUCAACGUCCCUCGCACCAUAUCUGCGCCGGCCAAGAUGCCAGAUGGCAGUAGAAAAGAAGAAUCGAUUCCUCCAGCACUCGACCCUCCACCUCCUCCUCCGCCAUCAGCCCCUGAACCUCUAAAACCAUCAAUACCGAAUCCUGUGCCUGAUUCAACAACAACAAAAACAACAAAGCAAACAGAAGAAGAAGAAGCCGAAAAGCAACGCCAGCUCGCCGCCGCCGAACUCCGCCAAGGCCUCACAUCCGCCCUCUCCGACCUGAUCCCCCUGCCCCCAAAGUCCACUUCCCUGAGCGACAGCAACCACAACCAAUCCGACUCUCGCACCAUCCGCCGCCGUCGCCAAAAGAUCCUCGGCCGCGCCAUAAGCAACGCCUCCAACGCGAGCAGCGCCACCAGCAUCGACGCCGUCGUCCCUCGAGUCGCCGCCGCCGCAUUGCACGACGACGACGAAGAGCACGAGCAGAGACAGUCUCCGCCGGCGACGCAGCUCGAGUAUCGCGAUCCGGAGGCGAUGGAGACAAAGGCCAUGCUGAUGAGUCGGAUGACGGGCGCUGCCGAGGGAGCGACGGAGGUGCUUGGGCGGACGAGGUCUUCUGCUAGGAGGAAGUGAGGGUGUGAAUGCAAGGUUUGGGGAGUAUUUGCGCGUUGUAUGCUGGGCGAUGUAAUGACGGUGUAAUGAUGCCUUACAAUUUAUUGGGAAUGGAUAAUGAAUGAGAUAUAAAUUCAAGAAAUAAAUGAAGAUAUGAAUAAUAACCAUGUAUAGUAUCAUACUCAUAUCAUCAAGGCCACAUGAAUCGUAUAUUUGAUAAAUGAACAAAUGAAGUUGUAAACUGCAUCGUCAUGUAUAGCUUCAUACCGGUAUCAUCAACGCCACAUGAUAUCAUGCCCCAAUCACUCGACCUAUAUAAUACGAGACUGUAGACCCUUAAUCUCUGCAAAAAAAAAAAAAUUCCUCCUAGUUAUCGCUCAAAUAACGUCCAAAUCUUACCUUUCCACUUCUGCCUCUUAUAACCCACAUGCAUGUGUCCCCAUCUAGGAGAAUCACAAACAUGAUUUUUCAGAGCCGUCUUUUUCUUGAGAACAAAGUUAUACCCUCUACAUCCUCUUUCAUGAACGAACAAGUCUGGUUUUAAAAGCUGCACGAAUAGUCAUGCAUGUUAAAUUUCCCUACUUUGCCCUCAACAGCAGCCACACAUCCUGCUAUAUACAAUAUCUCUGCCAAACCAGGCCAAAAAAAACCAUUCUCUUUUUCGAGAUGGAAAAAGGAGAAAAAGAAAACAGGCAGCGACCGAAUUUUUCCGACUGGGUAUCUAUCAUUCC